This is a messenger RNA of Doryrhamphus excisus (bluestripe pipefish), 3330 nucleotides long. It is a transcript of the gene sp5a, whose product is annotated as Sp5 transcription factor a. Lineage: Eukaryota; Metazoa; Chordata; Actinopteri; Syngnathiformes; Syngnathidae. Gene Ontology annotation, biological process: regulation of transcription by RNA polymerase II. Gene Ontology annotation, molecular function: RNA polymerase II cis-regulatory region sequence-specific DNA binding; DNA-binding transcription factor activity, RNA polymerase II-specific. The record is from RefSeq and is a predicted model, not a curated record.
UUGGCUGGCGACCAGUGCAACUUUUUCUCUUAAUAUUUUGACUUUAUUGUCAUUGUCUUCCUGUACAUUUUCUUCUUGUAAUGGUAUAACUUUAUUCCUGUAAUAUUUACAUUUUAUAGCCAUACUGACACUGUAACAUUUUCCGCCACCUAAUAAAAAAAAAAGGUACAACUCUACCUCCAACAAAUACCUGAAGGUGAUCUUGUAGGCGUGAUGUAACACCCCGCUGAUGCUAAAACUUAGCACGCCAACAGCAGCGCUCAGGUCCAACACGUGUUUCUCCGUCGCCGUCGCUCUCCAGAUUUUGGUGUCCGAACCCUGUCCCUCACGUCUCCUGUGCUGGAUUUAAUUUUCCGGGUUUUAAUUUGGACUCCAAAUCUGCAAAAGAAAACAAAGUUAAAAACGAAUAAAACACAAAGUGAGUCAAUUAAGAAGAGCAACGCAGAAGCGAUGAGAAACUCUCGUAUUGAGUGACUUGAUUUAUCCUCCAUGGAGUUCUCUGAGAUGUGCAACGAUAACAAUGUCACAUUGUGUGGCUCUUAAGUUCUACUACAAAUCCUUAAUUACAAAAAGCGGAUCAGAUGACUGGGGCAGCCAAUGGCGGCCUCUCCAGGGCAGCCUGGGGGGGCUUUGAUCAGGAAAAUCCAAUUAUUUGUGUAUAUACAUUUCCCACAUAGUGAUUACUUCAUUAAUUGUCCCGCCUUUAUCUCCUCCCUCCCCCGCCCCCCCUCUGCUAAUAAUCAUCUCCUUUCUCCCGCCACAAACACACCAAUAGGAGCUUUGUGGAUUCAAAGGAUCUGCUUGCCUCCCCUCAAAGAGCCGCCAUUCUUUGAUGAUUGGGCAGCGGCAAACUUCAAAGUCAUAAAUCUUAUUUCUGACUGGCUGGCGGCCCACCAAAGUGCUUAUCAAAUCCUCUGAAGUGAUCCGCCACCCCGUCAGAUAGUGCCAGGAGAUCUGGGAGAGAGGAAGCGUCGGAGGCUGGCUCCGUACACUUUUUUUUUUCUCCCCUGCCUCCCCUGCCGCCUUUGCUGGCAUUUCUAGACGUUAGAAGCGACUUUUUUGGGGCGUAUUUCUUCGUGUUUGCUGUCGCCGAGGCGGAGGAGGACCAUGGCGGCUGUGGCUGUGCUGCGGAACGAGACACUACACGCUUUUCUGCAGGACCGGACUCCCAACUCUUCUCCGGAGAACUGCAAGCACUCCCCGCUGGCUCUCUUGGCCGCCACCUGUAACCGAAUCGGGCACCACCACCACCACCACCAUCCGGCGUCCAGCCCCUCAGACUUCCUCCAGGUUCCCUACGACCCCACCACCCUGGGCUCCCCUUCGCGCUUGUUCCACCCGUGGACUAACGAGGGAAGCCCCCCGAGCAGCCUGGCCAGCAACUCCACUUUCGGACUAUCCUCCAAGCCGCAGCCGCUCGGCUCGUUCAGCUCCCCGCACGAGUUGCCCCUCACCCCGCCCGCAGACCCCGGCUACCCGUAUGAUUUCUCUCCGGUGAAGAUGCUUCCGUGCUCCAUGCAGUCCACGUGUCCGCCCACGUACGUGCCCGCGGUCAGCUACGCGGCGCCCACCCCCAUCCCGCCUGCCAUGCCCACUUUCGUCACGGGGCCCACGGGCCUUGUGCCCCAGCAGCAGAGACAGUUGUCCCCCAACCCGGCUGAGGACAUCCCGUGGUGGAGCCUCCAGCAGGGCAACCACGUCGCCCACCCGCACCGCUUCCAGCUCCAGCGAGGCCUGGUGCUGCACGGCCACACUGCGGACUUUGCGCAAUACCAGACGCAAAUCGCCGCCCUCCUGCACACCAAGUCCCCCCUGGCCACAGCGCGUCGCUGCCGGAGGUGCCGCUGCCCCAACUGCCAGUCGGCGUCCACUUCCGGGAGCGACGAGGCCGGCAAGAAGAAGCAGCACGUCUGCCACAUCCCAGGUUGCGGCAAAGUGUACGGCAAGACGUCGCACCUGAAGGCGCACCUGAGGUGGCACUCCGGGGAGAGGCCAUUCGUGUGCAACUGGCUCUUUUGCGGCAAAAGCUUCACACGCUCGGACGAGCUGCAGAGACACCUGAGGACUCACACCGGCGAGAAGCGCUUUGUGUGCCCGGACUGCUGCAAGAGGUUCAUGAGGAGCGAUCACCUCGCCAAGCACGUCAAGACGCACCAGAACAAGAGGACCAAGUGCUUGGACAAGACUGGGGAGCACGUCAAGAGGGAGGACUCCAGGAAUCACAUCAUGUGACAUUCGUGGCCAAAACAAACACUACAAAAAAAAAGUUCUUGGUGCAAUACUUUGAAAAGGUCCACGGUGAGAUAUCCUCUUCUCCAUUUGUCAUCUCUGCUGCAAGAGUCUGUGUUGUACUUCAACACAGUACUGUAUUUACACAGUACACAGUCUAUGAAUACAGUACAAGAGAGCAAGACAAGUUUUUGCAACUUGUGUUUUUUUGACGGUUGUCUUCGCUGGAAGAUGUUUGCCCUCCAUGUAAAUAAUAUUUAAUAGCUUUUGUUGAAUGAAAGUGUUCCCGAUUAAGGUUUUUGCUCCAUAUGGGGUGUUUUUAAAAGCAUGCUCUUGACAAGAUUUGCUAUUGUUGAUAUGACCCCGAUACAAUGUGAGAAUAAAGAAUAUAACAUUUAUUUACAUAUCUCGGGAUAAAUCUUCUAACUGUGGUCGCCAGUUCGGUGACAGGCGGGACUUGUGAGGUCGAUCAUAUCGUAAUCAGAAGUCAUAUCUUUCACUGAGGGGGAAAAAAAACCUCCAAAUGUAAUAUUUAGUGUCGUCACUGAAAGUGAAAAACUUAGCUGCAGUUCAUUUUUGUGGUACUUGAAUUUUAAUUAUUAUGUCACCGCCAACAGAUACAUCAUAUGUUUGCAUUGUGCUUGCAGACUUUACCCCCGUUUUAAUAUUUUUAGUCGUAACAUGUAGUAGUACGUAAUAUUUGCAAAUGUUCACACGCUAAUGCAAAAUUUUUGGGAUAACUCUUCUGACGUGUGUCCUGAUGUCCCGCCAGUCAAUCUGAGAAGUACAGUCGCCCUUCGCUUGUUCCCGCUUUGGAUUUUGCCACUUCACUUUAUCACAGUUUUUCUAUAAUAUUUGAACAAAUAAAUCAUGCUGUUUCAUGCUCACAAAAUAUUCAUAUUUUAGCAAAUUUUACAUCAUAUGGCUAAUUUUACAUAAAAAUGGCUAAAUGAAGUAAACACAUUCAAAGACAUUGUGAUGAUAUGUAGUCUACAUUGAUCACUAGGUGACAGGUUGCACAGUCCAGAAACAGGAAGUACAAAAAGAACAAUAACAACAAUGUGUUAUAUUAUAUUAUGUCUUAUUUAUGUCUUUCAUUUA